Molecule: messenger RNA, 582 nt
Organism: Lactuca virosa
Lineage: Eukaryota; Viridiplantae; Streptophyta; Magnoliopsida; Asterales; Asteraceae
Source: the annotation of a GenBank genome assembly
AUGCUUGGUAACAGGAACAUAGCUCAAAUGAAAGGUCGUUAUAAACAACUUAAUGAAAGUGCCGGAAAAUGGAUUGGUAUUUAUCGAGAAGCAUAUAGAAAAAGAAGAAGUGGAUUGAGUAUGAAAGAUGUUGAGAAUAAAGCUCAUAAAUUGUAUGAGACAAGUGGAAGCAAGUUCAAUGACGCAAUUGUUUUUAAUGAGGUUAUGUUUAAACAUCAAAAAUGGGAUAUACAGCUAGACCAAGAUGCAACACGAUCACGUCUUGAAUAUGAAGUAGGUGAUGAAGAAAGUGGUGUAGCACAUAAAGAUCAAGGUAGAGAUGCGGCUAAAAGAAAAGAAAAAGGUAAGUUUUCUAAUGAAGUUGUUGCAGAACUUCGUGCAUUGAGGCUUAGUAGAGAUAGUGAAGUAGAAGUCAUGAAAAAAAGACUCGACUUGGAUCAACAAAGGGAUCAAAAAACAGAUGAAAGGGAGCUAGUGAAGAUGCAAAGUUUGCAUAUGAACACACUCCUACAAAAUGAGCACUUGUCAUCUGAAGAAGAAAACAAGAAACGUUUUCUAAUCUCUAUGUUUUAUGGAAACUAA